Molecule: messenger RNA, 3272 nt
Organism: Chelonus insularis
Lineage: Eukaryota; Metazoa; Arthropoda; Insecta; Hymenoptera; Braconidae
Gene: Mid1
Product: Mid1
Exons: 4
Coding region: 11-2626 (871 amino acids)
Biological process (GO): calcium ion import across plasma membrane
Cellular component (GO): plasma membrane
Molecular function (GO): protein binding; stretch-activated, monoatomic cation-selective, calcium channel activity
Source: RefSeq, a predicted model, not a curated record
UCACGUGCUCAUGCGACUCGAGCACCCGCCCCGUAUCACGGGACCACCACCCACGACAAAGACGAAGAGCGAGCGGAAACACUCGUCGCGUACAUUAUCCGCGACUACCACCGUUCACUCAAUCCGCUCUUCGUCACUGUAUUACUAUCGACGCCAUGUAUCACACAUCACCCAUACACGACGUGCACGCGAUCGUCUUGCCGUCCUAUCACAAAUUAAUACACUGGAUGAUCGUGAGGACUAUUAUGAUGAUGAUUAUAAUAGCGAUGAAGACGAAGACGAAGAUAAUAUUAACACGACAACCCGUAGCACUGCCUAUGUCGCUUCACGCGAGACCGAUACAUACCAACCGAGCAUCACCCAUUCUCACUAUCAUGCCUGUUACGUCUGCGGAACAAGCCAUUGCUCGAUUACUAUCCAUCAAGAGCAUUAUGAGGCUAUCACCGCAAACCCAAAUGCUAUUACUACGGAUCUGUUUGAUAACACUGCCUUCAAUCAUCACGAACAGCAGGAUAACGAGGAUACUCAGGAAGAGACGGAAACGAAUUUCUUCUUUGCCUCGUCUGAGAGAAGAAAGCAUCAAGUAUACAAGCAAACGGGUAAAAGGCCCAAGCAGAAAAUUGAAUGGAAACACACUGCCUGGUCGGAAGAGCCACAAAUUUAUCGAGAGAAAGAGCGAAGAAAUAAUAAAAUAUACAGAAAAGCACAGAAUAGAAAAAGCUACAGUCUCCUCUUUCUCUUUUACCUCCUGGUAUUACCAUACUUGUGCUCUACCGACCCGUCCUCGGGGGUUUUGGCCACAUCCAUCUUGGACUCACCAGCGAACUUGACCCGCAAUUCGUCCUCUGCAGAACGUGUUCGUGGAUUCAAUAACCCGCAAAGGCAUCCGGGCAGCAAAAAGACACAUCCCUACAACGAAUACUCCUGGCAGGUGAACCAGAUAAAUCCUUGGUUAUCGGCUUGUGAUCUGGCUGGACCAGCACCAGCUGAUCUUCAGGGUACCUGUGGACCCCCAGAAGUGCCAAAAUACUGCCCAAUGCCUUGUCCAAAUCAACACGAUGCUAAAAAGAUAUUUCGCGAGGUAGUUGAACGCCUUGACAUCCCGGUCAAGUUACGCACCGGCUCCGCAGCGAGCGCCGGGAAGUGGAGGUCGUCGUCGUCUGGUGGUAACUCUAGGACGGUAGGCGGCGGUACGGCUCCGGAUCAGUGCCUUUUUUACCUCGAGGAGUCGCACAAGCAAGACAUCUGUCGGGACGAUUUCGCGCGGGCCAGUCCAUUAAGUUUUUUAACCCCCAAGGAAAAUCGAUAUUGGUUCGUUAGUGGUCUCCGUCUUCGUCAUUGCUGCGAACAUGCGGCUAUCAAUGCCUUGGCUCCCGGCAAAGGUGGCCCACUCGAGGCUGUUUUAAACGGGGGAUCUCAGUGCGUCCAAGCUCUAGACAAACUCCUCAGCGUCGACGCACUUGCUGCGAGGCUUCACUGUGAGUUCGGGGAGGUAUUCGCGCGAUACGACUGCGCUCAGCCAUACUCGGUCAUCUAUAACUGCACACACUGCAAGGAGGCGUAUAGAAAAUGGGUGUGCAGCUCCCUGGUGCCUUACUUUGCUCAUGAAGGACCGUCAGACUCCAAAACCUCGGACGGUUGGGUGGAUACGAGGUUACGGCCAUGCCGGUCCUUUUGUCAAUCCGUGGAACAACGUUGCCCUUAUCUACUUCCGGGUGACCGUGCACCUGCUUAUCCUACGCAGUACGCGGGCGAGCCCACUUUUCUUUGCAGAGACCCGAACAUACCGGAAACGGGUGAGCAGGCGAUGAGAGCUUUGCACGGAAACGAAGAAGAAGAAUGCUGCUUCCGCGUUUGUUCCGAAGAUGAGCCAGGAUUGGGUGUCUGCGCCAAUUGUACAGAUCGAGAGCCUCGCGGGCGUCGAUUCGGUGGAGAUCUUCCAACUGCACCGCACUGUGAGAUCACGGCCCCGAUUCAAUCUGGUUCUACAGGUCAAGAAAACGCCCAAGAUGGUAGCGCGGAAAUGUCUUCGCCGGCGCCACCGUCGACCACGAGUGCCUCCUCAUUUUGUGGAAGCGGCGGGGUCGGCUCCAUGUCCUCGUCGUCAAGCAAAACAUCCACUGCAUCGGCUCUUAUGUCAUUGCUUUGUCUUCUCUCGAUGUGGGUCGCCCUCAUUUCACUCAGCACUGGCCAGACUAUUUUUCCCUGGAGUCCAUCAGUGCAAAUGAACCUCGCACUUGAACAGAAGAUAUCAAAAAUAAUCAGGAAACCUCAAACGAGAGUACUGACGUUGCAAUUAUCAUCAUCAUUUCCGGUAUUAUUUAAACAGAGGGCAACACAUGUGUUACGGUGGCUUUUCUUUCUCUUGUUAAAUUACAGUUGGUAUCAUUGGUGUUGGCUUGCGUGGUUUAUCUCGCGAAUUGGUCGUUUAUUAAAGUGGUAUCGUUUAAAAACAAGGACAAAACAAAGUACAAUACGUGACACGAGCGAUAAGCGCUGUUUCCCGCGGGCCAGGCUGCGCAACUGUCGUUCGAGAAAAAACGUACGAAAAAGAAGAGGAAUGAAAUCGCGACGAAGACGCAGGCGAUUUUGGUUCAGUCCCUGGAAAUGGAAGGGACCUUCUUAAUGCUUUUCAUGCGGAUCAUUCCGCUAACUACUACUGGAAAAUAAUUCAUUAUUAAAUGAUCUAUAAUUAAAUAAUUAAAUAUGGAUACUUAAAAAUUAAUAAAAAAAAACAUAAAUAAAUAGUGUGAAGCAGGGUAUCUAUAGUGUAUCCCUUUAGCUUCGAAUACCGAUGACAGGGUCAGGCCAAAGUCACGUUAUUAUCACGUCGACGACGAUGAACGUCGGCCAACAAACCACUCUCUCUUACACACUAUUACACACAUCUCCACCAAAUUGUACCCAUGUGCACAUACACACAUUUGAAAUCCCCAAAUAUAUAGCGAGGGUCACUCGCCCCUCAUAUCAGGAGAUUAAAAAAAACCCCUUCAGUGUCCUCUACCCACCAUAACCGUGGAAUUUCAUACGUGAAGUAUCGAACAAUAAUCGAUGGGUGACUGGAUUUGUUGAGAGCUAGAGCUCGAAGGAGUAAAUUUAAAAAUGAAGCGAAUAUGAAAGAGGAGAGAGAUUGAGAGGUAUAGAAAAAGAAUUGCAUUGAAUAGAAGUUAAACAAAAAAAAAAGUCACAGAUAUAACGAAAAGGGAGUUGACGAAUGAAACAUUGAUGAUUCAGCUUGAAUAAUAGAAAAAAAAGGACAGUAAUAAUAAUAA